Trichoderma atroviride IMI 206040 is the source of this 380-nucleotide messenger RNA. RefSeq lists its product as uncharacterized. The record is from RefSeq and is a predicted model, not a curated record. Lineage: Eukaryota; Fungi; Ascomycota; Sordariomycetes; Hypocreales; Hypocreaceae.
CCCACUCUUGCCAAUCUAUCAAGAAUUACGACCGUUGCGUGCAUAUCCCAAUGGAUUCCAAAACAAAUAACACCCCUUCGCCAAACUCUCGGCUGCUCAGUCAACCUCUUCUGGGUCCAACCCAGAAUUCGGAAAAGACGGGCCUGAAAGAGCCAGCUGUCCAGCUGAAUUACCAGACAAUCACGACGCACUCUGAGGAGACCAAUACUGCUCCGCAUCAAGAUAAUAAAGACCCGCAUCGAGAAUGGGUAAUGAGUGCUGAGUAUGCCACAUUUGAGGGCUACGGAGAUCAGGAUGCUCAGCCCGAGAUGGAGGUCUAUUACACUGAUGACCAAGAGGAUCCUUGGUGGAUUUGCUUUGUUCCAUUCUGGUUGAGAUGA